GCGUACAUACGCGUUAAUGGUAGAGAGAGAGAGAGAGAGAGAGAGUGCAGCAGUAUGAUACAGCAGCACACGCGCACACACACACACACACACGGCACGCGCAGACGGGUUUACAGGCGCGACACCGCCGCCGUUCAGUCUGUUUCGUCGUGCACGCGAGCGACUUCAACUGGAAGUUUCACGCGGCGGCAAAAAUGGGUCGGUGCGGAGUUUAAACCGAGCGGAUUAGCACGCGAGAGAGCAAACCGGAAGCACCGAAAUCACAAACACUCGUUUUUGUUUGUUUAUUGUUAUUAUUAUUAUUGUUCUUACCGGCAGCAUGAAGUUCGCGGAGCACCUUUCAGCUCACAUCACACCGGAAUGGAGGAAGCAGUACAUCCAGUACGAGGCCUUCAAAGAGAUGCUGUAUGCAGCGCAGGAUCAGGCUCCGUCUAUAGAAGUGACGGAUGAGGACACAGUUAAGAGGUACUACGCUAAAUUUGAGGAGAAGUUCUUUCAGACAUGCGAGAAGGAACUGUCCAAGAUCAACACCUUCUACUCAGAGAAGCUAGCGGAGGCUCAGCGGCGUUUCUCCACGCUCCAGAACGAGCUGCAGUCCUCGUUGGACGCUCAGGGGGACAGCAUCAUAGGAAAGAGCAGGAAGAUGGGUCUGGCUCUGAGCAACGAGGAGAGGAACAAACACCGCAACAUCAAAGACCUGAAACUGGCCUUCAGCGAGUUCUACCUCAGCCUCAUCCUCCUGCAGAACUACCAGAACCUGAACUUCACAGGGUUCCGUAAGAUCCUGAAGAAACAUGAUAAGAUCCUGGAGACGCAGCGCGGAGCCGACUGGCGUGUCUCACACGUGGAGGUCGCGCCCUUUUACACGUGCAAAAAGAUUACACAGCUCAUCUCCGAGACUGAGACCCUGGUAACUACGGAGCUUGAGGGCGGAGACCGACAGAAAGCCAUGAAGAGACUGAGAGUCCCACCACUGGGGGCAGCUCAGCCCGCUCCUGCGUGGACGACGUUCAGAGUCGGACUCUACUGCGGAAUCUUCAUCGUCCUCACCGUCACCUUCGUCCUCAGCGGUGCGUUUUAUUUCCAUGAUAAGAACGUGUGGCCGAUGGUGCGGAUGUACCGCGGCGGCUUCCUGCUCAUCCAGUUCCUCUUCCUGUUGGGCAUCAACACGUACGGCUGGAGACAGGCUGGAGUCAAUCACGUGCUCAUAUUCGAACUGAACCCACGCAACAACCUGUCUCACCAACACCUGUUCGAGAUCGCAGGCUUCCUGGGUGUGUUAUGGUGUGUGAGUAUCUUGUUGUGUCUCUACGCCGACUCCAUCGGGCUGCCCAUGCAGGCGAGUCCUCUCAUCCUGUACGGCCUCAUGUUCCUUUUACUCAUCAACCCGUUCAAAACAGCCUACUACAAAUCCCGCUUCUGGCUCCUCAAACUGCUGUUCCGCGUGUUCACGGCGCCGUUCCACCGCGUGGAGUUCGCUGAUUUCUGGUUGGCUGAUCAGCUGAACUCUCUGGUGAUCGUGCUGAUGGAUCUGGAGUAUCUGGUGUGUUUCUACAGUGUGGAGCUGCAGUGGGGGGACAUGGAUGGCCUGCUGCCCAAUUAUUCAGAUGACAAGAAAUGCAACAAUUACUCGUACGGACUGCGUGCCAUCAUUCAGUGUCUACCCGCCUGGUUCCGAUUCGUCCAGUGUCUCCGCCGUUACCGUGACACCAAGCGGGCGUUUCCUCACCUGGUGAAUGCUGGGAAAUAUUCCACAACCUUCUUUGUGGUGGCGUUCUCCGCCCUGUACAGCACACACAAAGACCAGGAUGACGCCGACGCCGAUGCAUUCCUCUACCUGCUCAUCGUCUUCUCCACCAUCAGCUCCCUCUACACACUGAUCUGGGAUCUGAAGAUGGACUGGGGUCUGUUCGACCGCAACGCCGGGGAGCACACAUUCCUCCGGGAGGAGAUCGUCUAUCCGCAGAAGGCGUAUUAUUACUGUGCCAUCGUGGAGGACGUGAUCCUGCGUUUCUCCUGGACUCUUCAGAUCGCUCUGACCAACAUGACAAACGUCUCCUCCGCUGAUAUCGUGGCCACCGCUCUCGCCCCACUGGAGGUGUUCAGGCGUUUCGUGUGGAACUUCUUCCGUCUGGAGAACGAGCACCUGAACAACUGCGGUGAGUUCCGGGCGGUGCGGGACAUCUCCGUGGCUCCUCUGAACGCCGACGAUCAGACGCUGCUCGAGCAGAUGAUGGACCACGAGGACGGAGUCAAACACCGGCAGGGCAAGAAGCCCUGGAGGCGGAGCUACAGCCUCACACUGCGACGCCCGCUGCUGCACUCCCAGUCCAAGAAGGACACUAAGGUGCUGAUUGAGGACACAGAUGACGAAGCCUUCAGCUGAGCAGCGCGAAGACGUUACACCUCUGAAGAGCACUGCACACACACACACACACACACACACAUACACACAGACAUCAUUAGAGAGCGGGCUCAGCCUCACAAACACACACACACACACACACACACACACACACACAACAGCAGUAAUCGAGCACAAACAAUCAAGAGACCUUUCAGUACAAAGCAUUAACAAUACACACACACACACACACACACACAGGGUACUGUUAUUUUUAAUUUAUCGUUAGUUUUUAUAUUAGUCUAGUUUCUUUUUUAAGAAUUUAUCGAUCGCCUGACUGUUUACAAACUUAAUAAUAAUAAUAAUAAUAAUAAUAAUAAUCGCUACAAAUCUACAGGAAGUGACAUCAUUACAGUGAAGAACUGAAAUGCAGCAACAACAACAAACACUGAAGUGUGAACUUCAGCUCUGGACUACGCACACACACACACACACACACACACACACACACUUACAUUGAAACUGACGGCGUGUUGUAUUUCUAUUUGUGCUUUUUGUAACAGCUUUUUUCACAGAGCACUUGCAGGGAAAGUGCGCAUCGGCGCCAUGUUCACUACGCAGCGCCGCCUCACUUCCUGUUCUACUUUAUUUCAUUUUUUCCCCCUUUAUCUUUGCCUUUAUUUAUUGUUCAUAUCCUUAAGAGUCAGACGGACCCACUGAUGGUUAUUAAAAACCGGAAAAGUGACUUCUAAUGUAGAAGUGGCUGCGUCCCAAAUCGCACACUACCCUACUUGAGGCUAGCAUGAGUACUCACUCGCCCCUAUUAAACUUCACAGUUUUAGCCGAAAUGGACUUCCGGGUUGUUAUGGGGUGUUAUGUCGUGAAGCUGAUGUGAGCACACGGACUCUGCCGUAAAGCGCGGUGGUGGUAGCGCCAGCAGGACGAUUAAUAGUGCACUUAUAGGGCACUUCGGAAGCAUGAGAUUUGAAAAGCACACCAACAGAACCGGUGUUAAAACGCUUUACUGACAUUCAUCAUGGUGAACUCUUAGCAAGACGCCCGUUAGGUCGAGGGCGGAGUCAAUCUUUCUGAUGUGAGCUAGUCCGGAUUGUACCAAUUGCGUGAUUCAUGGCGAUAGAGUUAUUCCGAUGACGUGCGUUUCGCACGCCGUGAUCCCGUGAAAGCGUGACCUUAUUGAGGGGGUGGAGUAUUUUCGAUGAUGUGUGAUGCGAUGCAGAGCGAUUGUGGGAGGAGCCUUCACUCAAACGAUGUGAUCUAUAAAGGCGGAACCUUCCAGGUGACACGGUUUAAGGAGGCGGAGAUUGAUCAAUGAGAUACGGGUUAAGGGGGUGGGGCAUCAAAAUGGGCGGGGCCUUCUUUUCAGAUGAUUUGAUCAAUAAAGGUGGAGCCUUUCAGAUUACGCUGGUUGAUGAGGCGGAGCUUUAUAAGUGAGAUGUAGAACCACUGUGGGCGUGUCCUUCUUUUCAGAUGAUGUGAUCAAUAAAGGUGGAGCCUUUCAGAUGACAAGCGUCAAGGGGUGGAAGUGCAGCGUUCUUGUGGGCGGAACCAGAUGAUUUGGGUAUGACACGAGUGCUUUGGAGGUGGAGCCGCUAUAUAGGGGCGGAGACUCUAGUUACAGUUAAAAGGUAAAACCUACAAGGUACGCAUCCAGUGCUUAUACAAACACUGCACAGACCGCUAAUGUUCACCAUUUAGCACACCAGUGUGUGGUUUGGGACGAGGCCACUAAUUACCUUCAUUAGAUUUAUUAGAAUUAACUUCAUUAUUUUUUAUUAUUUCGAACAACCAUGAGCUACAAAACGUGGUGACGUUAUGAUAGGUUGUCUUUUAUUUUUCAACACACACACACACACACACUCAAACACACACACCCACACACACACACACACACACACACACUAUAAGAAUGACGACAAUGAUGUCUGGAUGGAGAAUACGAGUGUGUGGACACUGCUCUGGGAUUCGCUGCUUUUCACACACACACACACACACACACACACACACACACACACGCGGAUGUCAGGAGGAGCGUGUGUUUCAUUACUCCAUCCCGCUCGUCCAUGUUAUCCAGCUGUCCUACUGUUAGCACUCAUGCUAACGGUGUCAUGGUUACUGUUAAAAGUUUUGCAAUUUGUGAGCACAAUCUCUCCCUCUCUCUCCCUCUCUCUCCCUCUCCCUCUCUCUCUCUGUCCCUUUCAUUCCUUCUUUCUAUAUAUCACCGUUUCUGUCUCUGGAAGUGAUGUGUCAUUCACAAAAGAGUCAGCUCUCAACGUUCACUUAAAAGAGCCGAUUCGUGAAUCUUUUGUGAAUCUUUUUUUGUUUGUUUUUCAUAGAUCCAAGCCAUUGCAGUGUAAUUUGUUGAUUUCAUCAUCAUCAUCAUCAUCAUUAUUAUUAUUAUUAUUAUUAUUUGAAAACAAAAAAAAACCCUCAACGAAACGAUAGUAAGAACGAAUCCUUCGACGAGCCAUCCGAGAGCCGAAAAGAGUCGACUCUUAUUUGUGAGCUGAGCCAAAUGAUUUGAUUCACUGAAAAAGAGUCGCCUGUGUCGUUCUGUUUCUCUUUAAAUUUCUCUCUGUUUCUUGUGUUCGUACACGUAAACAAUGUCAGUCUAUCGAGGACGAACAGUCAGUGUGUGAAAAAACAGGGAUUAUGGGGGGAAAACAGAUGUUUAUGGAUGUUUUAGAAGAACGUUUUGUGCUAUUUUUCUUCACAAGUCUAAAAAUGAAUCGUGUCAUAAAUGAUCCACUGAAACCGACCACCAAAGAGCUUCUCUGUUGCCACAUACAUACCUGCAAACAUUUACACUUCACACACACACACACACACACACAUGCUAAUUCUGUUGUCGUUGUGCCAGUGGUUGUCUCGCCUGCAUGCUACUUGGAUGUUUCCCUGUAAAUAGAUUUAACUUAUUUUCUAUAGGAAUGAUGGGUAAUUUAUUGUCUCGGUAUUUAUGGAUAGAGCAGUAUUAUGCUUAGCGACGGGACUCUGUCUCGUGCGUGACGCUCUCAUGACUGUGGAAACGUUGACUCCUUCCAUUCCACGUGCCAAUUCAUUACUUGGGUCCUUGUUUUGCCGAAGGAAAGAGAUCCCUGGGUCGCCAAAGAAAUGUAUUCAAUUUGAUUCCCCAGUUUCAAACUUGAUACCAUUAGCUCCUCUAAUGUUAGCUAACUAGCGAGCAUGGCUCUUGUGGUAAGAACGGAACUUGUAAAUUUGUGUGUUUGGUGUUGGGAUGGCGCACACACACACGAUGUUCAGCGUUUCAGUCAUUAAAUUGACUAAGAAGCCAUUAAAUGAAGCUAAUAACGCAGUUGGAAAUAUAGCUGCUGGGGAUAAACUAGCUCACGAUCGAGGCUAACAAUUUAGCUAAGUAGUACAGACAAUGACGAACCCGAAUAACCUUGGAAGCGAACCAUCGGGAACGUCCGCAUGUCCCUCAGACGUGUUGAUGAAUGAUGAACACACCCCAAUUUUAAAGUAGCAUGUCUACGCAAUAUAACAUUUAGCCUGAUGCUAGCUAGCUAGUUAGCGAAUCCUGGUUUUAACUACACAAUAGUUCACUUUUUUAAUGAAUUUGGCUAGCUACUAGCUAACUCUAGCUACAGCUGAAGGAGUGAAAUAAUGUUACGUUUUAUUAAUUUGCUAAAUACGGUAUCGCGGAUUGAGAAUGUAAAUAUCGGCACACGUCUUCAUAGAUUCAUGUUUUGGUCACAUGGUGAAGGACGGCGUGAUGAAUAUUCAUGAGUGUCCAGCGUCCGCUCACUCAGCGUCGUUAACCUCUCAACGUGAGGGUGGUUUUUUUACAUUACAUUUUUAUACACUUACGGGCUCUGACAUCGUGUGUGUUCUCACGGGGGGUGGGGGGGGGGGUGGGGGGGUGUUUCUGUGCACGCUAGACCCACGAUGUUCCGUGCUUGUUGAUAUUUCUGCAUCUUUUCUAUCUCGAUGUUGUGUCCGUUUCUUACUUUCCGACUGUGACGAUGAUGUUCGUUAGCUAAUCGAUGGAUAAUAUUAAUAAUAGAUAGAUAAAUAAAGCGUUGUGUGUUCGACGGAGAAGAAAAACGCGUCCUGCGGAGUCGUGUGUUAAUGUGGAGUGAACUAUGAUGCUCGUAUACGAUGCUCUUGUUUCUAUUUCUGUACAACACUUUGGUGAUGAUGUCAUAACUUGGUUUUAUAAACCACGCCUAUUUUUAAAACCUG
Messenger RNA from Ictalurus furcatus (blue catfish), 6565 nucleotides. RefSeq names its product xenotropic and polytropic retrovirus receptor 1a (gene xpr1a). The record is from RefSeq and is a predicted model, not a curated record. Gene Ontology annotation, cellular component: plasma membrane; Golgi apparatus; cytoplasm. The transcript has 15 exons. Lineage: Eukaryota; Metazoa; Chordata; Actinopteri; Siluriformes; Ictaluridae. Gene Ontology annotation, biological process: phosphate ion transport; cellular response to phosphate starvation. Bases 320 to 2386 code for a protein of 688 amino acids. Gene Ontology annotation, molecular function: inositol hexakisphosphate binding.